Molecule: messenger RNA, 1182 nt
Organism: Pseudoliparis swirei
Lineage: Eukaryota; Metazoa; Chordata; Actinopteri; Perciformes; Liparidae
Product: histamine N-methyltransferase-like
Exons: 7
Coding region: 87-971 (294 amino acids)
Molecular function (GO): N-methyltransferase activity
Source: RefSeq, a predicted model, not a curated record
AGGGAGUCGGGAGGCUCGCGCCGGUGGGAGGUUCCAGCCCGCAGACCUCUCCGGACUCCCAGCUGCUGCACCACAUUUUAUUUGCCAUGGCGUCUCCACUGACGAGUCUGGUUAGUGAUGAUAGCAGAUACCAGAAAUGCUUCCAUCUUUUUCUGGAGCGCUCCUCUGAGCAUCAGUGUAUGCGGGACUUCAUCCACAAUAUGCUGCCAGAUAUACUGGCCAGCAUUGGAAAUGGAAAGUCCCACCUGAAUGUCAUAGGAGUUGGGAGUGGAGAUGGUGAGAUUGACCUCGAGAUGCUCUCCGAGCUCCGUCUGAAGCACCCAGGGGUGACGGUGGAUAACGAGGUGGUGGAUCCCAGCAGCAUUCAGCUGCAGAACUACAAAGUUUUGGUGUCACAGAAACCAGGUUUAGAUUACAUCAAAUUUAACUGGAACCAGAUGACAGCCAUUGAGUUUGAGGAGCACUGGAAAGUGAAAAAGAUGACUAUGAAGGCUGACUUCAUUCACAUGAUACAGAUGCUGUACUAUGUGAAGUGUCCUGGAGCUACCAUGAGCUUUUUCAGGAGUCUCCUGGACAAGAAUGGGAAGCUUCUUAUCAUCCUCGUGUCUGGUGAGAGUGGUUGGGGAAAGCUGUGGCAGACCUACGGGAACCAACUCGGUAGCUCAGAAAUAAGUCAGCAUGUGACCACUGGAGACCUCAAAAGCCUCCUGGACUCCAAGGGGGUGAGCUACCAGAGCUAUGAGCUGCCAUCUCAAAUGGAUAUCACCGAGUGUUUCACCGAGGGGGAUGAAAAAGGAGAGCUUCUGCUUGAUUUUCUCACGGAGGUGCUAGAUUUCAGUAAGACAGCCUCUUCUGAACUGAAAGCUGGUGUUUUAGAGUUACUGCGGCACCCAGACUGUAGCGUGGAGUCCAAUGGUAAAGUAAUCUUUAACAACAACCUUGGAAUGAUAGUCGUAGAUCAGCUUACUUAAAAAGACGACGUUCGUAUAGUGAAUGGGACAUUUGCAGCAGAUUAACAACAUACUUGUAGUUUUAAGGGUGAUUGUUUAAAAGUGUACAAUGUAGUAAUGUAACACACUGUUAGCCUGUGGGAAAUGACUUAUUUCACAUGAUCAUGUUGAUAUCAAUUAUUAGUUCUUGAUUGUAUCUGACCUUGUGCAAAAUAAAAAUGAAUUGAUUGUU